GGCAAUUACUCGCCUCUUAAUCAAAACAGUAUCUCAGCUUCUUCAUCAGUACCUUUAAUCCUCCUCCUCCUCCUCCUCCUCGAUCCAUAGGCGGCCGGUGGUCAUGGAAUCCGAACCUCCACGCCACGCCCUCCUCCGUCUCCCUCACCUGCCGGGACUGCGGUGAGCUGAAAGGCCAGUCUCCCCGCGGAUCGUCGUCCGUCCCGCCGGAGAGAUCCGUCGCUGCUCCGGAGCUUUGUUCGCGCUCGCCUGAAUCUGAGGCUGUCGCGCUGACAUCUCUAGAGAGAGAGAGAGAGAGAGAGAGAGGCGACGUGAGAGAGAGGGACGGGUUCGCCAGCGCCAGCGCCGCGCAUGGCUAUGCCGCGGCGGCGCCAUAACUGGUACCAUCGGCUCCGGCGGCUCUCCCCGGUGAUAUUCGCCUCCUCCUGCGCUCUCCUCCUCCUCUUCUCUCUCCUCUCGUUCUUCGCUCCCCCUCCUAUCGAGCUGGACCACCGUCGCUCCCACCAGCACCAGCACCACCACCCCCCUUCCAAGGUUAGUGAUGGAGUCGACAAUGGGGCCGCUGCCACUGUGUCGUUUCGUGUUCCGAAGAGUGGGGGCAAGCUCCAACGCGACAUCUGGAGUUCGAGGAAUUCCGGGUUCUAUUACGGAUGCAGCAAUGCGAGCACCAAGUUUGCCAGAGCUGCAGCUAUUACCCAGCCAAACCGAUACUUGAUGAUUGCGACCAGCGGAGGCUUGAACCAACAAAGGACUGGGAUUACAGAUGCAGUUGUUGCUGCUCGUAUUCUGAAUGCCACUCUUGUUGUUCCUAAACUAGACCAAAAAUCAUUCUGGAAGGACGCCAGUGACUUCUCGGAGAUAUUUGAUGUUGAUUGGUUCAUCUCAUCUCUUACAAACGAUGUGAAAGUAAUAAAGCAGCUUCCUAAGAAGGGAGGAAAACCAUGGAGCUUCCGCUCCAUGCGUGUCCCCAGGAAGUGUAGUGAAAGAUGCUAUCACAUUCGUGUACUGCCUGUUCUUUUGAAAAGGCAUGUUGUGCAGCUCAGUAAGUUUGAUUACAGACUCUCAAACAAGUUGGAUACAGGACUGCAGAAACUAAGAUGUAGAGUUAACUACCAUGCUCUAAAGUUCACCAAUCCUAUACGCAAGAUGGGUGAUAAGUUGGUGAAGCGAAUGAGAAUGAGAAGCAAAAAUUUCAUCGCCCUGCAUUUAAGGUUUGAACCUGAUAUGCUCGCAUUCUCUGGCUGCUAUUAUGGUGGAGGAGAGAAGGAAAUCAAAGAACUUGGUGCAAUUAGAAAAAGGUGGAAGACUUUACAUAUUACUAACCCCGAUAGAGCAAGGAGACAAGGGAAAUGCCCGCUCACUCCUGAAGAACUUGGCCUGAUAUUGCGGGCACUUGGAUAUGGUAGCGAUGUGCACAUCUAUGUGGCAUCUGGUGAAAUAUAUGGAGGGGAAGAGACUCUUGCACCCUUGAAGGCACUCUUCCCCAAUUUCCAUACCAAAGAAACUUUAGCCAGCAAAAAGGAAUUGGAACCAUUUUCUUCAUUUUCCUCUCGUAUGGCUGCACUUGACUUCAUUGUUUGUGAUGAAAGUGAUGUGUUUGUCACCAACAACAACGGAAAUAUGGCUCGGAUAUUGGCUGGUCGAAGGAGGUAUUUCGGGCAUAAACCAACUAUUCGUCCAAAUGCUAAGAAACUGUAUCGCUUAUUCUCAGCCAAGACUAACAUGACUUGGGAAGCAUUUGCAUCUAAAGUCCGUAGUUAUCAGAGAGGCUUCAUGGGGGAGCCAAUGGAAGUGAGACCAGGCAGGGGCGAGUUUCAUGAGAACCCAUCCUCUUGCAUCUGUGAGGAUUCCGAGGCUAAGGCAAAGAGAGAUUCGAGACCAAGGAAACUCGGGAAAGGUAAGGACACCCCCGCGAAAGAUGAGGACGUCGUAGCCGAUGAUCAGAAUAUAAAUGAAGAUCCAGAAUGGUCAGACUUAGACGACGAGGACAAUGGAGAUGCCCUUCAGGAGAGUAGUUUAUUCAAUGGGACACUGUUGGACUAUGAUGCUGCUUCUGAAGAACCUGAGUUGGAAGAUAUCCUUUCGGACUAGUCACCGCGGUCGUCUCGACCAUGUUAAUAUAUUCUGCAAUGGAAACAGACCGAUCUUUUCACCAAAUUCAGUUUUCUCCCAUUCCCCGGAGAUUAUGCAGCGAUAUUGCCUACCUGCUUGACAAGAUGACUGCCGGGAAUCAGUACAUACACCUCUGGACCAUUCAUGAGAGCGAGUUCGUGAUAGUCAGUAGAAGAAGGCGCGAUACAUUCUUACCUCAAUGGAAGAGAUCAAAGAUUCUCCGUCCAUUUCCGGCGAAGGGACCCGAAAGUGAGUAGGAGGUGAAGUGUAGAGGACCACGUCCUGAGUAAAGGUAGUUUUACAGGAUUAACUAGAGACAGAUCGUUGUUCCUGGAUUUUUCUUUCCCCUGGAAGUAAGUAUUGCGGACAUUCUAUGUCCGAGAGCAAGGGGAGGGGACAAGAAGCAGCAAAAUCGCAUUGUUCUCAAUUAGCAUUUAUUUUCAUUCCUGUUA
Molecule: messenger RNA, 2564 nt
Organism: Syzygium oleosum
Lineage: Eukaryota; Viridiplantae; Streptophyta; Magnoliopsida; Myrtales; Myrtaceae
Product: O-fucosyltransferase 16
Exons: 10
Coding region: 352-2091 (579 amino acids)
Source: RefSeq, a predicted model, not a curated record